UAUCACCUUCUCAUCGCAUAAUUUGACAAAUCAUUCUCGAGUGAAAUACAGACUUAUCACUUUGUCGUUGAACUCCUCUCUCCCCACUUCCAUCGUUCAUUCUCUGUCUAGGGUUUCUGCAAUCUUCUCUUUUCCUUCUCUCUUCUCUACGUCGAAGCAGCUCUUCUUCAGAUCUUACCCCCACUCUUCUCUGUUUCUAUCGAGCUUUCGGGUGGUCUUGGAAAGAAAGGAAGAAAGGAAGUAAUUGUGUGUACAGGGUGAGUUCGGUGUUUUGUCUCAGGAAUUUCGGUGGCAAAUACUCACAGAGAGAAGUAAAGGAUGUCGAGCGGAGGAAACACUCAUUGGUGUUACAUAUGCAGGCGGUUUGUAAGAAUCCGUGGGCUAGAUACAGUAUGCCCUCUUUGUGAUGGUGGUUUUGUUCAGGAAAUCGAUGAGAUGGAGGGCAUUGGAUCUAUGGGUUUCUUUGGUUCGGAUGCUCAUGACGAUCAUGACCAGAGGAAUGCUUUUAUAGAAGAAGCUCUCUCAGCCCUGAGCAUGAUGAGGCAAAGAUUCGCAGGGAGAAACCAUGAUCUUGACACAAGAGGGAGGUCUGCUAUGGUUCCUGAACACAGUAUGGGAUUUGGUCAAUGUCCUUUCUUCUUAUUUCGUGGUCAGAUCCCUGUGGGGAGGUUUGAAAAUGGUGAAAUUGAGGACUUCUUCAAUGGAGGUCAAGGAGUUGGGAUGAGGCGGUCUAAUGUGAGCCAUUACUUCAUUGGCCCGGGACUGGAUGAACUGAUAGAGCAACUAACAAUGAACCUCAAUAGGCGGGGGCCACCCCCUGCAUCUCAGUCUGCCAUUGAUGCAAUGCCCACAAUAAAGAUCACAAACAGGCAUCUGCGCACUGAUUCACAUUGCCCUGUCUGUAAAGAUAGGUUUGAGUUGGGUUCCGAAGCACGGCAGAUGCCAUGUAACCAUAUUUAUCACUCUGACUGUAUUGUCCCAUGGUUAGUUCAGCACAAUUCGUGCCCUGUCUGCCGCCAUGAAUUGCCUCCACAAGGAUCUAGUAAUGCUCGUAGUAGUCAAAAUUCAAGCAGUGGCAACAGAAGCAGCAGUACUAGUAAUAAUUCCAGUGGCAGGGAAAAUGGUGGGGAGAGUCAUGGAAGGCGUAAUCCAUUCUCUUUCUUAUGGCCUUUCCGCUCAUCGCAUUCGAACUCUCAACAUGGUGAAUCAGGCGGAAGCAGCUCAACAGCCAUCCGUGAGGACAAUCACCAGAUGAAUUAUUCUGGAUUCCCUUUUGAUUAUUAAGGCUGCGCUUCAACUAUCAUUUACUUCCUUCUCCUUGUUGUUUGGUCAUAACACCUCUCCAAUUAAUCUAUGUAAAUUUUCUUGGAGUGAAAGCGGUGAGACCUUAAGUGCCGGAAGCAUAUAUCUAGAUGUAAUUUGAUGAUCUCUGUCUCUACCUUCACUUAAUGUAAAUGAUGUGAUCUUUUUAAGUGGCUUGCUCAUGAUAAUUCCCAGCAAAAUAGAUUUUUUUUUUUUUCGUUUCCAAAUAAAAUAGCUUUUUUUAUACUUUCUAGCACUUGCAUUGGUGACUUAUGUUGAUGUAAUCAAGGUUGUUGGUUCUA
Molecule: messenger RNA, 1604 nt
Organism: Nelumbo nucifera (sacred lotus)
Lineage: Eukaryota; Viridiplantae; Streptophyta; Magnoliopsida; Proteales; Nelumbonaceae
Gene: RHC1A
Product: RING-H2 finger C1A
Biological process (GO): protein ubiquitination
Cellular component (GO): cytoplasm
Molecular function (GO): ubiquitin protein ligase activity
Source: RefSeq, a predicted model, not a curated record